AUGAACGUUCCGUUGCAAAAUUAUGGAGUUGAAGCGGUUGAACAUGUAUCAAUAGCUUCAAAUGAAUGGUCUAAUCAGAAUAUUAACCCAGAAGAACAAAAUCAAGCGCCCAAUGUCCAGGUUCAAAAAUCAAGCCCGAUGCGCCGGUUACAUUUGGACACUACGAGCAAUCAACCAUACGUUGAUGUGAAUCAUCUUGCACCUGGAGGUGUUGUGCCUUUAAAUCAGGGAAAUUUGGCCUCUACAGUAUCGCAAAAUCAAAUACCGAUCGGUCUGGGACUUAGUCCUCCAACACCAGGUGUAAGCAGUGAUGCAACUGGUUUGACUGGUCCUUCUAUAAAGGGAACAAGUACUUUUCCUGUCAUCGAGCUGACCCAAGCGGCACAUGCGACUACUCCAACUUCGCCGAGCAAUCUGUCGGUUCCAGCCAUGACUCCAAACACCGCAUCUUCAGACAGAACCGAGCACUUGUGUCUUUCGCCGUCAAAAUAUAUCCAGGAGCCCAUGAAACUUUUACCGGAUAUUGGAAACUCCAUUGACGAGCUAGCGGCAGCAGCAGCGGAUGCUCGUGUACAUUUCCAUGGAGGUCGGUUUGAUAUGUGCACAGACAAAAUGGAUACUAUUAAGCAUUUGAUCAGACGUGUUGCCGAAAUGGGCGUAACAGGUCUUUCCUUGUCAAGCGAAAUGCAGCAACAAUGUCGGAACAGUGGUCAACCGCUAUCUUUCAGUGCAUUGGGAACACCUGAGCAGGAACGUGUCAUCAACUCGGCGGCGGCUUUUUCAACAUUGAUUGAUGAUAUCGAGAGUCGGAAGCGGCGCAUGAAGAAUGAAAUCCAAUCAGCUUUACCUAUUAAAUCGCUUUGCAGUGAAAAAACUGGUAUGGGUAUGCGCGCUCGUUCUAGGUCUGAACUAGCCGAGGUUCCCUCGUCUCUAUCAAAUGCUAAUUUAAGCACAACUACAGCGUUUUCUCCAUCCUUACAGUCUGGCGUAUUUGACUUCAGCAUGCCGGCGCCGUCUAGUUUUCCAACAAACCAGAACCUACAACCUUCUGCUCCUUCUUUUGGCUUACAAGAAGCUGCGCCUGUGACUCAUGAUGUUAACUCUUUGCCCACUUCCUCGGACCCUUCCGGGGUGCUCAACAACCACGUUCUACAAAGCAAUUCGCCACAGGCUGUAUUGAACUCAAAGCGACCCUCUGUGAACCCGGAUCAACUCAAUUUUACUUCAACGCCCGUUAAUGAAAGUUCAUUCCAGUCAGCUCCAGACAGUUCUAUUGUAAGCAUUUCAGCAGCCGAAGCGCUUAAAGUGGCACUCAACUCCGGGAAUGGCCCCUCUGAUUCAUGGAAUUUGGAUCCAGCAAAUCCCUUACAACCGUCAGCGCAAAUGAACCCGAUAACAGAAACGCCUGAUCUAUCAUUGGAUCCUAAUGCGUCUGCUGCAAAGGAUGGUGGGCAGGAUGACUGGAGUGAUUGGUCAGGAGAUCGAGCUGCUACGGGUCUGUCUGAACUUUCACCAGAGCUUCGGGCGAAAUUUGAAGCUGUCUUCCAUGAAUUUUUGACCUCUCUUUGCUCGAAUUUGGAAGCUAAAGAUGAGCGUGGCGAACUCAUUCACCAAACUUUGAUGCCCAAAAAAAUGGCACGCCUCGAUGAGUCGCCGGAUUUUCGACCAUUCAAGUUCCGCAUCCAGGCGUUUACAAUGGCGUUUAAAACUGAAUUAAGACGCCGUGGCAUUAGUGAAGAGAGUGCAUCCAUGCGCCGCAUUAAACAAUUCUUAUGGUCUCAUCCUUUCAUUUCACGCUUCAAUGAGGAUGGUAAAAAGGCAAAAUCCAAAGGCAAUCAUAUUUGGAUCAUUCAAGCACGGCGUCUGCCUGCUGGUGGAUGGGAGUUUUUCACAUUCUCGCCAAAGAUCGCCGGUGCUUCGUCCAAGGUGGCUUAUGUGAAUGAACCAUGGACAUGGAAUCUCCGCAUUUGGGAUCCCCAAGCAUCCAGCAUGAACAUCAAGGUGGUCUAUUCAGCUAAUACGAUGCCAUCUUGGCUUCAUUGGGAAGAUAACGAGAAAGUGCUAACAGGUGUACCCACAAGCACAUCGCAGGGAGGCAAUUUGAGUGUAACAGCCUUGUAUGUACAAAAUGGCCAGCUACAUCGUCUGGAACAUUCAUUUUAUCUGCAUGUUAUGAAUCGACCUGACGAGACGGGAUCUGGAGAGCCAUUGCAAUCUAGUGAUGCUUCGCUAUCUGAUUUACCGCUUGAGCCUAAACAUUUAUGCACAUCACCACCACCACCCACAUCGACGUCGGUCACGAUCCCGCCAGUAUCUGGCGAUCCGAAACCAGCUGCUGUAAAUGUGGUGCCGCCGGAGCUUCGUCAUCCCCCUGUCCAAGCACAGCUAUCGGUGAGCCCUUCGCAACCGACCCCUGCUGGUCCCAACAUGCUGGAGUCCCAAACGUAUGAGGUGGUGGAGCCUUCUCGGGCUCAUGAUGUGCUUGCUUCUAUCCCGUACCCUUUUACUCCUCCGGUCUACAUGAACAAGAACGUACAAGCCGCUCAAGGGUUUGAUCCUGCACUAAUACAGCAGCACUAUCCUGAUGUAUCUACCCAAGCACAACCGUCGAUCUCGGAUCCACUGCAUCAGACGGCUAUUUUUGUGGACAAUACUUCCGCAAGUACAGCUCAAACUCCGUCGUUACAUGGCACCUCGCCUGUAUCCACACUUUCUCCCCCUGCGCAGACGCCAGCCACCAUGAGUUUCUCGCCAAAUCAGUCUGAACAUCAGGACUCUCGUCCUUCCAUGCAGCUUUGGAGACUCAUUGACCGACGACAACGUGAACAGGCUUCAUCGUUUAUGUUGCACAUGUUUCAUCGGCCUCAGUCAUUCACGCUGAGCGAGCAUCCGGGGCAGGGAUCUCCUAUGACCAACAUGCCCAAUGACAUUAACGCUUCCCUACCCUCAAUGAAUCCUAGUCACAAUCCCUAA
Messenger RNA from Malassezia restricta, 2973 nucleotides. RefSeq lists its product as uncharacterized. Lineage: Eukaryota; Fungi; Basidiomycota; Malasseziomycetes; Malasseziales; Malasseziaceae. The coding region runs from base 1 to 2973 and encodes 990 amino acids. Gene Ontology annotation, cellular component: membrane. The record is from RefSeq and is a predicted model, not a curated record. Gene Ontology annotation, molecular function: calcium ion binding. The transcript has a single exon.